Molecule: messenger RNA, 3309 nt
Organism: Caenorhabditis sp. 36 PRJEB53466
Lineage: Eukaryota; Metazoa; Nematoda; Chromadorea; Rhabditida; Rhabditidae
Source: the annotation of a GenBank genome assembly
AUGAGUGAGAACGAAGAUGGAAAAUCAGAGAAUGAUGUGGAAACUGUAAUUACUCAUCCACUCUCUAUGUUUUCAAGUAUCAUUAGUUUCAGAGAAGAGAUAAAAUGUCAGGAGCUUCAUCGCUUCUGAUUGAAGAGGGGCUGUCACUAUUGAACUUGAAGUCGUCACUGAGUCCAAAUGUCAGACCAGUCAGCCCGGAUUUAUUGGAAAGAGCGACACCAAGUCCUGAUUUCGGACUUUCAUCGUCUAAGUGAGUUGUUGACGAGUAGUUGCGCUUGUGUGUACAGCGGAAAUAAUACAUUACACUCCCGACAAAUUCUUCGUAUGACUUUUCUUGCAUUCGAUUCAUCUGGAAAACUGAAACACUGAAAUAUCAAGAUGAUUUGCUUUUUCCUGCUUUCUACCCUUAUUCAAAAUGUUUUCUUUUCUUGAGAAUUAAAUAAAAGAAAGCGUUUUGCAAGACAGCACGAGGAGCCCGUCCAAGUACUUCGCGUAGGUAAACACUAUUAAGUAAAAAAAUGUGGAGGUGGCUUUUGCGCGGGCGUCAGUGGCGCCGCUGUGCACACUGUAUGCCACCACAAACAUUUGGAAGAGGAAAACGACAAUUCCAAAACGUUUUCGGCAAAGCGAGAUCUUAGCCACUUAAAAAAAGCGAGAUACGAAAAUAGGCAAUUUGAUAGCAAAAACUGAUUUCAGACUCGCCAAAGUACAAGUACCACGGUUCAAGAGAAUUGACUUUGAUGAUAGAUUGGAAGAUAUCAACUCCAAGAAACCGGCAUGGAAGUCCUGGCAGGAAAACAUCAAAGAUUCUUAUCACAAGGUUCAUAUUUUUAUUCACAUUCGGCUCGUGAAUGAACUAGGCCAAAGAGACAAAAAUAUGUUUUCUGUGACAAAUUGGUAAACUGACAGAUAUGCGGAUCAAAUUGACAUAGCGUUGCCGCUACAAAUCUAUUUAACAAUCCCAAAAAUUACAGGCAAAAGUGAGUGCCGAGAAAAAGAAAGAAGAGAAUGAGUUUAUGGAAAACAUGACACUUGGCCGUUCUCGUCCAAUUCGCGGAGAAAGUCCGUUCCGAACUCUUUCAAUGGAUACUGGCUUCAUUCCAUCUGUUAGGUAUUAUUUGGCUGAGGGAAUGGCCCGCACUUACCUUGGGCUUUUGGAAUGGGACCUAUAUGAUUCGAAAGAGAAUUUCACGGAGAAUCCGAAUCUGCUCUCCAUUUUUGCUAAAGAGCACGUGCCUGUUUCUGCCACAUUUUCUAGCAAGUUCAUCUUCGGCGACCUGUAUCUCAAGAACCACGCGUCCAUUGCAAAAGUGGUCAACUAGUAAGUUAACGCAAAUUAUCUCAUGAAUAACUUUGUAGUUGAUUGUCUAUUUAAAAAAAAAACUAGUUUUCGAGUUAUCGUCGCGUUUUUCUUGUCGCUCUAGGAAAACUGUUCAUAACUCGAAAACUAUUUUUUUUAAAAAGACAAUCAACUACAAAGUUAUUCACGAGAUAAUUUGCGUUAACUUACUAGUUGACCACUUCUGCAACGGACGCGUGGUUCUUGAGAUACAGGUCGCCGAAGAUGAACUUGCUAGAAAAUGUGGCAGAAACAGGCAGAUUUUUUCGCCAGCCAGUGCUCUUUAGCAACAAUGGAGAGCAGAUUCGGAUUCUCCGUGAAAUUUUCUUUCGAGUCAUAUAGGUCCCAUUCCAAAAGCCCAAGUAAGUGCGGGCCAUUCCCUACUGAGCACAGUAUACCAAACUAACAUCUACAUAUGUUCAACAGAUCCCGCAGCAGUAUAAUGUCUCCUUCGCUAUCCGAUCGUUCGCGGCUAGCAACUUCCUCCUCGAUUUCUAACAUGUUUAAUGGUAAGAAAUCUUAGAACUUCUCUGACUUAUUUAUGUGAAACAGCUGGUUCGGGACCAUAUGCAGCCCCCGCUGUCGGCAUCUCGCAGGGAAUUGAAUCGAGAUAUGAGGAAAGAGCGAAUAAUGUGGAACUUAUGUAAACUGAAAAAUUGCACAGGAGCGUUAAUUGACUUUUUAAAGGCUUCUGAAAUCGGCGCCACUUCCAGAGCGGUAUAAGACCAUCACGACGCGUGAAUUCAGAAAGGCACCAGAACCGUCAGCAGGAAGUUAUUCAGAAAAAGACGACUAUGAUUUUUCGGUAAAUUUACUUUUGAAAAGCUGUUAUUUCGAAGACAUCACAAAAAAUCUGUGAUGAUUCAGCACUAUACAACGGCUCGUCCAUACUACUCACGUCCCAAUCGUGAUGAUCCAGACUACUUUGAUUUUGAUUUGCAACACUCCGUUGAUAUGUUUAAACGUCCUGAAGGGAAAUACAUUCCAAGAAGGUAAUUUGUGCAAUAGAUCAGUCAUUUUGAAACGUUGUUGUUCCGUAGACCACAGGAUUGGGAAAACAAGUUGAUAAGCGAGUCUGCUUCUAAAGGUACCGCUCCACUUUCUGGACACAUGUUUACAAAGGUUUUAAUAGUAGUAAGAGUCCUAAUAACUAGCAAGAAAUUCAGACUGACACAGACUGGAGAAAUAACGGAACAUCAUACUUGAGUGCAGCAUUGCGAACACCAAAGUUUUGGGAGCAGCGAUUUGAGAACAUUGGAAAACAUGUGCGAGACAGUAAUCCGAUUAGUCUGGAGAGCAUUAACAGGUAAGUAACUAAUAUUUUGCAACCUGUUAUCGGAUUAUUAUUAGUUUGUGCGUACUGAGUGAAAUUUAAAUGAAAAGUCCUUAGGAGAGGUGACCGAAUUGUCAUUCCCUGAUAAAGGAUUAUGAAAAAUUGUCUUUUUGGAAUAGUAAUCUAACAUAUUUAAGAUAAGUGUAUAACCCCUUUCUUGUGUUGUAAUUGUGAUGUUUUGUUUUGUUUUUCAGAAGGAUACGCACACUUCAAGACAUAAGAGCGUAAGAAAUACUUAUUAAUCAAAAAAUUUCUAACAUAAAUGUGUUUGAGAAAAUGUAAGUCAACUACCCGCAUACAAUAGAUACUACUUUCUGUUAUUAAUCAUCUUUGAGUCUCUGAAUGAACUAACAGGUAUUGUAUAAUGCGUGAACUCUUAGAUUCCACUACUAGCAUCUUAUUAUAUGUUCUGGAAAAACCGAAACAACUAAAUAUUAUGUUGCUCAUGCGCUUUAAUAGCCACUAAUAUUUGUUAUAUAUACUUCUUCUUGCUCCGUCUCAAAAUCCCAUCGUUCAAUUUUCCUUUUUUUUUGAACCUCACACAACAUUAUUUUUCAGAAACCGUCCAACUCCAAGCCGUUUUACUGAGUAUCGUGACCCAGAUUACGAUGACUACGAAGAUUCGUUGGAUGAUUGA